Myotis lucifugus (little brown bat) is the source of this 1461-nucleotide messenger RNA. Its product is annotated as PRAME family member 20-like. The record is from RefSeq and is a predicted model, not a curated record. The coding region runs from base 1 to 1461 and encodes 486 amino acids. Gene Ontology annotation, cellular component: cytoplasm. The transcript has 2 exons. Gene Ontology annotation, biological process: positive regulation of cell population proliferation; negative regulation of cell differentiation; negative regulation of apoptotic process. NCBI's taxonomy places the organism in Eukaryota, Metazoa, Chordata, Mammalia, Chiroptera, Vespertilionidae.
AUGAGCAUCCAGACGCCACCCACACUCCUGGUGCUGGCAGCAAAGCGCCUGCUGAGGGACCAGGCCUCGGCCAUCACAGCUCUUGAGUACCUGCCCGCCGAGCUCUUCCCGGACCUGUUCGUCCUGGCCUACCGUAGUGGACACCACCGCCAGCUCCUGAAGGCGAUGGCCCAAGCCUGGCCCUUCACUGUCCUCCCUCUGGGGGUCCUGAUGCAGCGUCCCCCUGAUCACGCCCCAACCAGCGCCGUGGGCUUAAAAGCCGUGUUCGAUGCACUUGACGUUCUGCUUGCCCAGGAGAUUCGGCCCAGGAGGUGCAAACUGCGGGUGCUGGAUUUAAGGAACACGGGUGCCAACUUCUGGAAUACUUGGUGUAGAGACAACGCCUGGCAUUGCUCACUGACAGGACCAGUGACUGUGCACAGCUCCAGCCCCAACAUGGAGCAUCCCCUGGCUCCCUUGGAGGUGUUCCUAGACCUUAACUUCAAUGAAAGGGACCGGGAUAAGUUUUCCAUGCACAUCAUCCAAUGGGCCCAGCAGAGGGAAGGGUUGCUACACCUGUGCUGCAAGGCAGUGAGGAUUUCUGGGGUGCCCUUCCAGAGGGUCAGGAGGGUCCUGGAUGGGGUGCAGCUGGACUGCAUCCAGGAGGUGGAAGUGAACUGCACCUGGGACCUGCCCACCCUGGGGACAUUUGCUCUCUUCCUGGGUCAGAUGAGUAACCUGCAGAGACUCUGUCUCCCCCACAUCCAAUUGUUGGCUGAGGAGGAUGAGGACGAAGAGCAGGAGGAGGAGGGCGAGGAAGAAGAACAGCAGGCAGAGGAGCAGGAGUGGGAGGAGGCAGAGAAGCAGGAGUGGGAGGACGAAGAGGAGAUGGAGUGGGAGGAGGAGCAGCGGUCCUUUUCCCAAUUCCUCUCUCAGAUGCUCAGGCUGCGGCACCUCCGGGAGCUUGACAUGCGUUCUCCCUCCUUCCUCCGAGGCCGUCUGGACCAGAUGCUCAGGUGCCUGCAGACCCCCUUCUGGACCAGAUGCUCAGCCCCCCUCCAGGACCCGGGUCUGGAUCACUGUGGGAUGACGGGCUCCCAAGUUGAGGCCAUCCUGCCUGCCCUGAGCCGCUGCCACCAGCUCAGCCUCUUCUCCAUCUCUAGAAACAGCUUCCCCGUGGCCACCGUGGAGAAGCUGCUGCGCCACACAUCCGGGCUGUGCAGUUUAGAGGUCGAGGUGUACCCCGUUCCCCUGGAGUGUUACAGGACCCAGGGGACUGUGGACCAGGAGAGACUUGCCCUGAUCCCGGCUAAGCUCACGGGGAUACUGAGGGAGUUAGGACGACCCAGGAGAAUCCUGCUUACCACCAAGCACUGUAGACAUGGGAGUUUUGUCACGUGGCAUUUUCAUGACAUGGAGCCCGUGAUGUGCCCCUGUAGUGACCCUGCUCACCAGGUGCACCUAACAAGGGCUUCCUUCUAG